Molecule: messenger RNA, 960 nt
Organism: Cetraspora pellucida
Lineage: Eukaryota; Fungi; Glomeromycota; Glomeromycetes; Diversisporales; Gigasporaceae
Source: the annotation of a GenBank genome assembly
AUGAACACGUGUCAGAUAUGUGGUCGAUUUCAUAAUGGUGAUGGAAGUAGCAAAUUGGAUGGUAUUUCUCCUAUAUAUUUUUACACAAUUCCGGAGCCAAUUAUCUCUCAAAAUGCAGUGGACUUGUUAAAACAAGUAUCCAAUGAUCCUAGUUUACAAAGUACUUACGAAGAAAUCGAAGAAAUCAAUAAAAAUUGGCAAAAGUUUAAGGAGGAUAACAAAAAAAUGAUUGCUUUUGCAUUAAAUAUUCAUUCCUACUUAAACAAGGCUUAUGAAGAUUUAAAAGUGUCAAAUUCUAUCAUUCUUUCAGAUCUUAACGAAGAGGAUGAUGAAUUCGAAAAAAUUUUCCAAGAUCAGUCUUACAAACUGAUUAAACAAAAUUUAUUGCUGUCCUCUCUCAACUGUGAAAAUAUUGCUUCUGAAUUCGAAAAGUUUCAGAAACAUGGGCAAAUUUCAAAUAUUAUUGAUGUCAUUGAACACUCAUAUAAUUUGGCUACAGUCUAUGAAAAGAUAUAUAAAGCGAUACAUUGUAGAGAUUUAAGGCAACUUAAACAGAAAGUUGGCAAUGAAAUUGAUGACCUUAAAAAGUGGAAAAACGAAAGUAUCGAAAUUUUAAAUUUGCUUGACUUGAAAAUUGGAUUAGAGUAUACAAAAAACCAAUUGCAAAAUUUAGGAGAAUCUAAGAUUUUCAGCAAAAUAUCAGAUUUUUGGACAAAUCUUUCUAAAGAACUUCGAUAUAAUGAAAACUAUAUCAAGACGAAUAUUACAGAUGGUGAAUUAUAUGUAAAAAAACUCGCUUAUAACAAUCUUGCGAAGCAUUACUCAAGAAUUGGAUCAUUGGACGGACAACAAGGGUCGAAGCGACGUGCUCAAUACUUAAGCUCUACUUCUACUAUGCUCAAUAAUGGGACAGGGCCAUUUGUUUGUAAAGUACAAGGGAUUGAAACGGCUCAAAAUUAG